AUGAGAUCUCUUUCGAUUUUGCUCUUAACAGCAACUGCGACGACCGCCCACGUCCACAUCCACCGCGCCUCAGCCACAACAGCGCCGCCGGUCCUCGACAUACACAGCGCGCGAGUUCACAACCCACUCGCGAGCGCGCCGCCAACCAAAACCCUCGAAUCCGAGGAGGCGCGCAUCACGGUGAUAGGAGCCGGCGUCAACGUCGCCCUCUCCGCCUCCAAGGCCGUCGUCGGCGCCGCCUGCGGGAGCCGCGUGCUCGUCGCCGACGCGGCGCACUCCUUCUCGGACCUCGUGAGCGACGGAGCGGCCUUGAUGGCCGUCCGCCUCCAGAAGACUUCUUCACCUAGAUAUCCGGGCGGUUGUCGCAAGGCGGGAGCGCUCGGCGCCGCGGCCAUCGCCGGCCUCCUCCUAGCGUGCGGCGCCUCUCUCGCCGCGGGCCAAGUGAGCGCUCUACUUCCAGGCGCCGUGAGAACAACAACCAGUGUCGCCCGGGGCCCAUGCGCCCUCGUCGCCGCCCUCAGCAUCGCUUCCAAGGAAAUGCUCGCCCGCGCGACGAUGCGCAUCGGCCGCCGCCACCGGUCCGCCGCGGUCCUGGCCAACGCGAAGCACCACAGAUCGGACGCCCUGUCGUCCGUCGUCGCGUUGGCCGGAGUCGUCGGCACGCGCUUCGGCGCCUUCGUCGACCCCGCCGCGGCGCUACUCGUCGCGGGCUGCGUUUUGAAGAUGGGCGUCGAGACGGGCCAGGAAGCGUUACUGGAGCUGCUGGACGCGCGAGACCCCGAGGCCGAGGCCGCCGUGCACCAGGCCGUCGCCGCGGCCAUACCGUCUGAGUAUGCGGUCGACUCCGUCGCGGUGACCGGGCGCGCCUCGAUGGAGGUCCGAUUACUCGUACCGGGCGCCACGUCCGCGAGAGACGUCGACCACGCCUGCCGCGCGGCCCAGCGCGCGGCCAAGCGCGCGGCGCCGGAGGUCGCGCUCGCGACGUGCUCGCCCGUCGUUUCUGACGAGCGGCCGGCCUUCCCUAAACUGAAGCCGCUCGUCCCGAAGCGGCGGGCCUUCAAGCCCGCGGAGGUCGCGCGGCCGAAGCCCGCCGAGCGCUUCGAGCCUCAGCCGGCCAGUCACGAACCCAUCGUCGUCCGGCCGCGCAUCCUCCUCGCGCCGACGACGCUGGACGUGUUCAAGCCCGGCGUCGGGGCCGUCGACCCGAAGCGCUGCCCGCUCAUCGCGUCGCUCCAGUGA
Messenger RNA from Pelagomonas calceolata, 1239 nucleotides. The record is from the annotation of a GenBank genome assembly. Lineage: Eukaryota; Pelagophyceae; Pelagomonadales; Pelagomonadaceae.